CGAUGGCGUGCGGCCUCCCGCCCGACUUGCAGCUGAUCGUCGUUGGCACCGGCUUGCCCGAGUCCAUCAUAGCAGCCGCGUGCUCCAGGAGUGGGCAGAGGGUCCUUCAUGUCGAUUCAAGGAACUACUAUGGAGGGAACUGGGCCAGUUUCAGUUUUUCGGGCCUGUUGUCGUGGCUGAAGGAAUUCCAGGAGAAGAGCAACCGGGGCGAAGAAAGGGCCGCCUGGCGGGAUCUUCUCCUUGAAACGGAAGAAGCCAUUGCUCUGAACCAAAAGGAUGAAACCAUUCAACAUGUAGAAGUUUUUUGUUAUGCGAGCCAAGAGCCAGAAGAGGAGGUGGAAGAAGCGGGGGCCCUGCAGAAGAACCCCGUCUACGACGUCCCCCCGGACUCUGCCGACGCUCAGGGCCCUCCACCCCCAUCCGAGGAGAGCCACCCAUCUCCAGAGACGGAGAGCCGGGAAGCGGCUCCGGGAGCGGAUGCCGGAUCGGAGCCGGAAAACGCGCGCGGCGAGGAGAGGCCGCCGGAGGAUGGAAGCUCCGGCGACGCACCGCCCGAUCCGGAGGAAAACCGGCCCAAGAGGACCCCGAUCACCUACUCCCAAAUCGUGAGGGAAGGGAGGCGGUUUAAUAUCGACCUAGUGUCCAAGUUGCUUUAUUCUCGAGGACCGUUAAUCGAUCUGCUCAUCAAAUCAAACGUCAGUCGCUAUGCCGAGUUUAAAAACGUCACCAGGAUCCUGACCUUUCGCGACGGAAGAGUUGAACAGGUACCGUGCUCCAGAGCAGACGUCUUUAACAGCAAGCAACUGACUAUGAUCGAAAAGAGAAUGCUAAUGAAAUUUCUUACCUUCUGCUUGGACUAUGAGCAGCAUCCCGAGGAAUACCAAGCUUACGAGGGAUGUACCUUUUCUGAAUAUUUAAAGACUCAGAAACUAACCCCGAACCUACAGCACUUUAUCCUCCAUUCCAUCGCGAUGACAUCGGAGACGGCCACCCCCACCCUGGAAGGUCUCAGAGCCACCAAGAACUUCCUCCAGUGUCUUGGGCGCUAUGGCAAUACUCCCUUUUUGUUCCCCCUGUACGGCCAAGGAGAAAUCCCCCAGUGCUUCUGCAGGAUGUGCGCGGUAUUCGGAGGAAUCUACUGCCUUCGCCAUUCAGUCCAGUGCCUCGUAGUGGACAAGGAAUCUGGAAAGUGCAAAGCGGUUAUCGAUCAUUUUGGCCAAAGAAUAAAUUCCAACUAUUUCAUUGUGGAAGAUAGUUACCUUCCGGAGAAAAGCUGCUCGCCGGUGCAGUAUGGACAGAUCUCCAGGGCUGUGCUCAUUACAGAUGGGUCAGUGAUGAAGGCGGAAUCGGACCAGCAGAUUUCCAUUCUGAUGGUUCCCCCGGAGGAGGCGGGGAACCCGGCCGUUCGGGUCGUCGAGCUGUGUUCCUCCACGAUGACAUGUAUGAAGGGCACCCAUUUGGUCCAUCUGACCUGCACGGCCUCCGGAACGGCAAGAGAAGAUUUAGAACCAGUGGUGCAGAAACUUUUCCGCCCGUACAAUGAGACCGAGCCAGGAAAUGAAGAGGUGGACAAGCCCGGCGUUCUGUGGGCUCUCUAUUUCAACAUGAGGGACUCUUCCGGCAUCGCCAGGGACUCGUAUCCCGAUCUACCGUCCAAUGUCUACGUUUGCUCUGGACCCAGUGGGGCUUUAGGCAGCGAUCACGCAGUCAAGCAGGCCGAAAGCCUAUUCCAGCACCUCUUCCCCAACGAAGAGUUCUGCCCGCCUCCACCCAACCCGGAAGACAUCGUCUUCGACGGAGCCGGGAGCCAGCCGGAGGAUCCCGGGUUUGGCCAAGCGUCCACCGCCGAGUCGGAGACCCCCGAGGGCGGCCCGGGGCCGGAGGGCAGCCAGGGACCCGAGGGCGAGGGCGGCCGGCUCCCGGAGGAAUAGGCAAGCGCUAGCCCGGAGACUCCUCCCACACCUCCACCGACCCGGCCCCGGCCUCCGCCCGACCUCCGCUGCGGAAGCCCGGUUCGAGAUCGACCUCCGCCCACCCCUCGGUCGUGAAUUCGCAACGUGGUAAAGACGGGUCCGGCGGGGAGGCGGUCCCAUUCCGAGGAGGGUCCGGGGACGCCCGCUCCCUCGGCACUUCUCGGGGGGCCGAUCGGGGGCCACUCCCCGGUCGAGGGCAGGGUAACCAGCCUCCCGCGGACCCCACCUUCUGAAGCGGGGGAAGCCGAGGGAGGGAAGGGGGGGCCUCUCGUUGUCUUUUGAGGCCUCCGGACCGCGUUUCCUCCACUUGCUCCAAAGGGCGUUCUCUUCCAGAAAGGAGGAAAGUGAAGUUCACGUCCGUGCGUUAGCCCUGUCGGUCCGUAUGAAUCAGAAGGAAUAAAAUGACAUAGUCCGGUCGGCCUAAAAUAACGUCCGUGUCCCUAUUUGAGAUAGCGGUGUUUCUCCAAGUUUCAGAAGGUUGAGGAUUUUGCCUAAGAAGCUGUCGCUCCGGUUAGGAAAAGUUAGCUUCUCAUCCAUGAUACACUGUUACGUGCCCAGGACAGUGAAUGUUUUAAUUUUGAAUCUUCAGGUGACUUAAGAACAAACUCGUUGGCGUUUCAACAGAGGCCCCACAGUUUGGGGAGAAGGUGGGCGGAUUUGGUCUCUGUAAGGACCGCGUCUUCCAAUUCUGUUGUAUUGAACGCUCCCAAGGGCUUAAUAACAGUGCUCCGCACACAGUAAGCAGCUCACUAAAUAGCGCUGAUUGAUUAAUUGAUUGAUUCUAGUCCGGACACCCCCUCCACCGGGACCCGCUUCACCAUGGCAACCAUGACGCUACCUCCCCGCCUCCUCCUCGAUCAUCCAGGUGCUGUGGAGAUGGAGUUUAUCGGAGGAAACCCCCUUGAGGCGUUCGGAGCAUAAGAAAGGCUUUCUAUGAUAUCUGAGGUAUUUGCCAACACCUCUCACAGGCAAAUCUCGAGCUCCCAGAGAGUUGGGAAAUUAAGAAAGCCCUAGGCUUCAGAAUCCUGCAGAGCAGGGAGGUCCGACAAACAUAAAAAAGUCUACAAAUAGAGUAACCGGAAUAAGUGAUUGAAUGUAUGGUUGAUUAAAUCUAGACACGUCAGUGCUGAGGAUGGAUAUGAAUGUGCACCUAAGAGCUUGACGUGGCUGAUGGGUUGAUGCUUCUCAGGAUGCUGGGAAUUAACGGGGGAAAGUCGUAGGAGGAGACGGAAUAUGUUCUUUGAGCGUCUCUUGGAGUUAGGCCCCUGUGGGCAUAAUCGGUCAAUAAGAGACCUGGCUAAGCGCUUGGGGGACCACAAUAUUUAGCAGACAUGAUCCCUGCCUUCUAGGAGCAAACAGUCUAUCGCAG
Molecule: messenger RNA, 3342 nt
Organism: Tachyglossus aculeatus (Australian echidna)
Lineage: Eukaryota; Metazoa; Chordata; Mammalia; Monotremata; Tachyglossidae
Gene: CHM
Product: CHM Rab escort protein
Exons: 15
Coding region: 3-1931 (642 amino acids)
Biological process (GO): intracellular protein transport; small GTPase-mediated signal transduction; protein geranylgeranylation
Cellular component (GO): nucleus; cytosol; Rab-protein geranylgeranyltransferase complex
Molecular function (GO): GDP-dissociation inhibitor activity
Source: RefSeq, a predicted model, not a curated record